UGCGCAUGCGUGUUGUCUUAAGAGAAAGUAACAGUAGUGGCUACAUUCCUCGGCUAAAGUUAGCCAACUAUUGAUUUUAAUGCUAAUGUUUGUCAGUUAGACUUAGCUACACGGACUCUACUCUUUGUUGACGAUGAAAUUUGUUUUUCUGGACGACUGGAAUAGUAAUUGAGUCACUAUUUCGACUUUAUUCGCGGUGGCUGAAAACUCCACUAACCGUCAGCCCUUUGUGUCGGCGUCAUUCCGCUACACUGAGAGUCGCUUGGUCAGCUGCGGGUAAUAAUGUGGUACAGUUGAGAAAUGAGUCGUACUUGAGCGCUCUCUAAAAGCAACUGUAUCCCGGCUGUGAGCCGCCCAUGAUGGGGAAACAGAGCCAGUAACCGCUGAGACUGUCGUGUUUGCCUCCAAGCAGCAAGAUCAACAUGAUGUCUAUGACUUUUGGGGUGUCAAGUAGCGUGACGCUGCUGUUUGACUUCUGGGAUGUACAUGGACCUGCAGGUAUGGUGCUGUCGGUGUUCGUGGUGUUGCUGCUGACGGUUUUCUAUGAGGUGCUCAAAGUUUGGAGGGUGUGGCUGAGCAGUUGCUCCAAGCUGGCUGAGCCACAGCCUCUGUGCGCCGUCCCUCCGUCCUACCGCACCGAUAGCAGCUCCGUGCUGGAAAGCAGCCCCUCUGAAUCCUCGCUGACCCCCAUGGAUUCACCAGCUCCCACUCCAAGCACCAGGAACAGCUGGUUGCUGCACGGUAUCCAGACGGUGCUCCACAUGCUGCAGGUGUCUCUGGGCUACAUGCUGAUGCUGUGCGUCAUGUCCUACAACACGUGGAUCUUCCUCGGGGUCAUCGUGGGCUCUGUGCUCGGUUAUUUCAUCUCUUUCCCUCUGCUGGGUCAGAUGUGACGGUAUGGACAGAGAUCAAAGACGGCUCGUUUUUGGUCUCUUGAGACGGAGGGAUCGCGUGUCCUGGAAUCUAAAUGGAAAACUACUUGAGGGACUAAUUUCUGUGUGUUGUUUUGCAGCUCUGAGUAGGCAACAGUUAGCAUUUGGGAAAAUGAUAACACUGUGGGAGCAUGAAAAGGCAAACUCCCUCUAUGCCACGCUAACGCACAGAACUCAUGUGGAUGUGGAAGCUGACUAUUUGAAAGACAAAAUCUUUCUCAUCGCCCGUCACCUGUUUCAGUCUUUGAUCUCUGAUUUCUCGGUUAUACAUUUCACACACUUUAACUACUUGACGCACAAAAUUUGAACAUUUGACCUCAACCAUAGGGAUGCAUAUUAUUUCUUUAUUAUUAUUAUUAGCUGGUUCUUCUGUGUUAAAGGGACAUCAUGCUCAGUUUAGGCAUAGCCUCAUUUCUGUAAUCAAGAACUCAAGCAAGCGCUUGUAAAAAUGCUUGUGAAAAAUGUUUAUAGCCUACGAGGGGAGGAAUGCUUGCUUUCAACUCUUGUCUUUUAUUUAUCCCAAAACAAUCUACAUUAAAGAGAUGAAAUGCAUUUGUAUCGUCCACAGUAGUAGUAGAUACAGUAAGUAGUCAUCCAUAGCUCUGGGAAUUUCCAAUUAUGAUUUUAUGUUUUUGUGGUCAACACUGACCGAUAUUGAUAGCUACUACACAGUUCACUGUAUUUUAGGAGUAAUGACACUACAGGUGAUUCAAAGAUGAGAUCUCUGACAAUGUUGAUAAAACGCAUCCAAUUUUCUGUGUUUUGCAGUGUUUUGGAGUGAAACCUAAAAGCAGAAUAGCACUUUAGAGAUUUACUGUCAGAGGUCAUAAGACAGUUUGAGGAACUGACUCAAUCAUAUGAUUUUGGCUUGUAAACUUCUGUGAUGUGUCAUCUAACCGACCAGUCAUUCUCACAUGCCUAUCAGGGGAAGGUAAAAGUCGGUCAUGUGGUUCUGUGUUAAUCAUUUACACACCACAAACCUGCAAAGAAAAACAUGUUUGAGUGCCUUGCAACUGAAAUUUCAUGUGUUUUCUGAGUAUUUUAAACUCUAUUUUUAACUGAUUCUGACUAUAAAAAAACAAUAUUCAAAUAUGUGUAAUUUUCUCAGUGAUGAUUUUCUGUCAAAUAAUAAAAAUCUUGAAAGAC
Molecule: messenger RNA, 2078 nt
Organism: Thunnus maccoyii (southern bluefin tuna)
Lineage: Eukaryota; Metazoa; Chordata; Actinopteri; Scombriformes; Scombridae
Gene: slc31a2
Product: solute carrier family 31 member 2
Exons: 4
Coding region: 423-893 (156 amino acids)
Biological process (GO): copper ion transmembrane transport
Cellular component (GO): membrane
Molecular function (GO): copper ion transmembrane transporter activity
Source: RefSeq, a predicted model, not a curated record